Messenger RNA from Phascolarctos cinereus (koala), 3698 nucleotides. RefSeq lists its product as uncharacterized. The record is from RefSeq and is a predicted model, not a curated record. Lineage: Eukaryota; Metazoa; Chordata; Mammalia; Diprotodontia; Phascolarctidae.
GGCAGGAAAGUCAGGACCAGUUUUGCACCUGGACAUCUGUUUAAGAGGCCUCUACAAAGAAUUCACACCCAGCCACAUCCAUAUAAAACUGCUACCACUAUUAUGCCCAUUCUAACCAAGUGAAACCUACUAGGAUCAAAACCAGCAGCAAUAUAUACAAGCAGUUGCUCCUAAGAGCUUUCCUAUGAAGGGUGAAGAAAUCAAGGAGCUAGGCAGCAUCUUUACUGGCUGGAAUACAAGUCAACUCAGGCCGUGAAAGACAGGUCAAUGUUGUUGGAGACAAUAGACAGUUCAAUUCUGCCUCACUCAUUCAGGGGGUACUCAUUCAAGGUCAGACUGGGAGCCUAAGGUUAAACAUUGCCAGUCCUAGCACAAACCAAACUUUCUUCUACCGGUUAAAGAGUAAUCAGAAUAACAGGUUAGAGUCGGUUCCAUCCAGUUGACACAGGCAACACUUGGAGAGGCAGGCCAUUUUGAUGGUGAAUGUGACAGUGCCUAUGUUGUCCAUGAAAGUGCCCAUAGUACCCAUACCAAUGUCACUGGUAUCCAUGGUAGUGCCUAUGACGGUGCCUCCAGUGGUGUUUGUGACAUUGCCCAUGACAGUGUCCAAAACAGGAUACCCAUCCCUAAAGAUCCCCCAGACCACUUUAGGGAGAGAGUGAUUACCAUAUAUUCUGGUCCCAAGUACAACCUUUUCUCCAGUGGAGCCAAACCAUCAAGAAAUCCAACCUCAAAAAUCCAAGUUCCACUUACUCCCAAAAUCUGACCCCAAAAGUUAUUUUUGCCAUCAUCCCCACCAAGGCUGGGGUGGACAGCAAAGACAUAGACCUUUGCAUGGUAUCUACUAAUGAAGAAUUCAUAAAGGGCUCCAACCCUGAGAACCAGGCCAUCUACAUCAGAGACAAAAAAAGUCUCCAGUUACCCCAUGGCUACAUGCAGCAUGGAUGGCCAAAAGCUCUGCUCUAGGCAGCUCCCUAAAUUUCAGGUUCCCCAUGCCCUGGGCUCCUGCCAGCCAGACAAGGAGAGCAUGAUGAUAGAUAUAUGCACUUAUCAGACCAAAUUUGGAGUUGUGUGUGAAGGAACUAAAUUUCAUAGGGAGAGUCACUGCAAGGACAACCUCAAGAGCCUUACUCUAGAGGCACGGCCCAUUUAUGUCACAGACAAUGUGGUCUGCUCCCGAUCUCCCACCACCCUGACCAUUGAGUCCCAGCAGGUUGAGCUUCCUAGCAAGGUCCAACCCUGGGCCACCCUCCCUGGUCCCUCCCAGACAUCUAAGGUCACGGACAGGGAAAUCACAAAGUCAGUGACAAGGAACAGCAAUGCAAAUCUGGAAGAGAAGGGCAGGUCUAUUACUCUUGUGCCCACAAAAAUUGGACUGCUUAGUGGUCACAUACCCCUGGAGCCACCCUACUUUGUUGGACAAAGUAUUCUAACCUACCAGAAGGAAACCUGCUGUCCCUGGGCAACAUCAGACAAGGGGAAUCCUACACUCUCCUUCUUGGCCCCACAAACUUACUCCUCAUCAAACAUCUCCAAGAGGUCAGUGACCAUGGAGCACAACAAAGGUACCACACUCAAAAGCCAAUCCGAGGAAUCAACCUCCUAUGUCUCAACCAAAGACAAAGGGUUCACUGUCCACUCCUAUGACAGCAGUAUGAUAGGGGGUGUUUCUAAUACAGCUGAAGUCCCCAGAAAAAACACCGAGUCUCUCCAACGUGUUCCCCUCUUCCACAAGGAGUUAGGUACAACUACAGUGACUACCAGCACAGGCUCUACCCAACUGUCAAUGCAAAACAAAAGUAUAUCUGUGCCUCUGACCGCCCAUGGAGGUGUACUAAGGAUGACCCUCUUACCAAAAACCCAUGUCUGUUCUGGAAAGGAUGGGAUGAGUCAGGGUGUGACAAGCGAGAAUACUAACACCAAGACUUCACGGGGUAGAGCCAGCAGUGCCAGCUACAGAAAAUCCUCGGAUAAGAACCUGUCCAUUGGCACCUAUUACUACCCUGAGGUCACUUAUAAGACAUUGCCCAUGGCUCUGGUGGACAAGGGGUAUAAUUGUACCAAGUAUUCCCUCACUGACUUAAGUGAAAACCAUACAAUGACCAACCACUUUGAAUCAUUCAGAGGACCCUGUUCUGAGCUGGCUUCAGGUGCUGAUUUCCAAGAGCAUCCCCCUGCCCAAAUGACCUCCUCCCAUACAACAGACCUCUACAAAAGCCUGGCUGCCGUGGUGAUAGACACAGGAACAGGUUACAGCAAGUGUGGUCUGGCAGGCGAGGAUCAUACACGCGUCAUAGUGCCUACUCGGGUGGGGAUACACCGAAACCCCAAAGGGGACAAAACACCCUACUAUAUCACAGAGGACAUAGAGUCAGCUUGUUCUACGCUGAUCCGUGGUGUGGUUACUGACUGGGAUGCCCUAGAAGCCCUCUGGAGCCAUAUCUUUUACAGCAAAUUAUGCGUGGCACCUGAGGAAUUGGCUGUACUGGUGGCUGAUUCACCAGUCUCUCCCCGUACCAAUCGUGAGAAGGUCGUUGAGCUCCUAUUUGAAGGCUUUGGGGUGCCUGCCAUGCAAACUGUCCAUCAGGCAUUACUCACCCUCUAUGCCUAUGGCCGCAUCACAGGACUGGUCAUAGGUAGUGGGCAUGGCACUUCCUACGUGGCUCCCAUCAUCACAGGCGAACUGGCACCACUGAAUGUCUACCGUCUGGAUGUGGCUGGGAAAGACCUCUCCGAAUACCUCUCCCAGCUGCUUUUGGCUGGCGGGCAGCCAUUGCCCAAGGCUGAGGUGCUAACUCACAUGAAGGAGACCUGCUUUGUGACCCUUGACAUGGUCUCUGAACCCAGGGAAAUAGAGGACAAGUUUCGGCUUGACUUUGUCCUCCCAGACAAGCAUGUUCUCUCCCUUGGGUCUGAACGGUUCCGCUGCCCUGAGGUCUUGUUUAAACCGGACAUCCUGGGCCUCGAUCAGCCCAGUCUACCCCAGCUGGCCCAGAUUAGCAUUAGCCAGCUGGAGCAGCACUUGCAGGAACAGCUGUUAGCUAAUGUAGUUCUGGAAGGUGGGACCACCCUGCUGAAUGGCUUCUCUGAGAGGGUCCAGCAGGAUCUGGGGCCCACAGCCACAGUCUUAUCCUUGCCUCACCGUGCCAUGGCUGCCUGGCUAGGUGGCUCCAUCAUCGCCUCCCUUGAUUCCUUCCAGACUCUGUGGUUGAGCCGUGGGGAAUAUGAGGAAGAGGGCCCGUGGGCCAUCUAUAAGUACCAUCUGUAAUAGUCCUGGAAGUAUAAAGUUACUCUGGAAGUCAGAGAGGGCUCUGGGUCUCUGAUAUCUGUUGGGGUCAUAGGAUUCCAGUUGAGAUGAGGUAGGGAGGCUUCAAGAGACAUAAUGCCAUGUCCCUGAUACUAAAUGCUCCAACCUUGCUGAAUAGGGGAUCUUCUCUUCCUUUCCCUAUCUCGCUUGGUGACGCAAUCAGCCUUCCCCACUCCACUCCAUCCUCUCUAUCUAGAGUCAAAGAUCCUUCAAUCCCCACUAGAUAUGAGAGGAAAAUAUAAGCUCCCACCAACAAACCUAGUGUCUAGCCUAGCCUAAGCAGGCUGAGUUUCCCCUAUAGCUCCUGAUUCUGGGAUCACAAAGAUAGUGGUACCCCAAGAAAUGUCAAUCUGUCUUCUUCCCCUCUAUAAAGGACAACUGUCCCGAACCU